Caenorhabditis remanei is the source of this 327-nucleotide messenger RNA. RefSeq lists its product as uncharacterized. The record is from RefSeq and is a predicted model, not a curated record. Lineage: Eukaryota; Metazoa; Nematoda; Chromadorea; Rhabditida; Rhabditidae. Bases 1 to 327 code for a protein of 108 amino acids. The transcript is spliced from 2 exons.
AUGUCUCUGACUGCCGAUCCACCAGCAUGCUCCGUUCCAGCCGCCGGAGGAACUUCCGUUCACAAAUUGGUGAAUGCGGGAGCCGAGAAAAUGAUCUUCAAGAUCAAGUCCUCCAAUAACAAUGAGUACCGUAUCACCCCAGUUUUUGGAUUCGUCGAUCCAGCUGGAUCAAAGGAUAUCACGAUCACACGUACUGCAGGAGCACCAAAAGAAGACAAACUUGUCAUUCAUUUCGCUGUUGCACCAGCUGAUGCGACUGAUGCUCAAGCUGCGUUUGCUGCUGUUACUCCCGCCGGAACCGUCACGAUUCCAAUGUCGGCAGCAUAG